This is a messenger RNA of Photinus pyralis (common eastern firefly), 2892 nucleotides long. Its product is annotated as probable ribonuclease ZC3H12C. The transcript has 4 exons. Bases 494 to 2143 code for a protein of 549 amino acids. The record is from RefSeq and is a predicted model, not a curated record. Gene Ontology annotation, cellular component: cytoplasmic ribonucleoprotein granule; nucleus. Gene Ontology annotation, molecular function: metal ion binding; RNA endonuclease activity; mRNA binding. NCBI's taxonomy places the organism in Eukaryota, Metazoa, Arthropoda, Insecta, Coleoptera, Lampyridae.
CGUUCUCGACGUCAUACGGGGAGAUCCGGGUCGUGCAUGGACCGGGCCCGGUCGGUGAACCGUCAUCUGUUUGACCCACAGUACUUGCGGAUCUCUUUCCUCGAAUGGAUUUUGAUCUGAAUUUGUUGUUUACAACGCAUGAUUUUCAGAAUUCAAAAAUUCGCCGCAAUUGAGUUACUUUGCGGUAGACGCUCGGGUGCCUCGGCGACAAAAGAAAUAAGUUUUCCCAUACCCACCGCCACCUCUUCGCCGAUGCUUUCUCUUUUCUAUGUCGUUUCACCAAAGUAUGUGUCGAGUACCGUCCGGGUCCGAAACUAGGUCCACGCCGAGUGCACCAUAAAUAAUCUCAAUGAAAACGGCCCGAGUUUCGAAAUUCAGUUCAUUAUUAUUAAAAGUCGAAGCAACACACCAGGAUGUGAAAUUACCUUUCUGGCUGUGGUGAGUGUUUUUUUAACGCAGCAUGCAGGAGAUCCGGUUGUGAUGAUUGCAAGAUAUGACCGUUAUUACUGAGAAAUAUGUAGAUGAAAUAUGUCGCGAGGGAUGUGCGGGCGCGGUGGCGGGAGAGGAUUCAAGUUACGAUUCAGACUACGAGGCCGAUCUUCCGUCGAGACACAACGAUGUUUCGCGAACGACUAGCGAUACUCUUGCCGCCGAGUACGCGGAGUACGUUCAGACUCUUCCCGACAUCUCGCCUGGAUAUACUGCUAGAGUGGAGUUUGCGCUCAAAUUGGGAUACACGGAGAAAUUAGUACAGGCAGCGUUGCAAAAGUUAGGUCGCUCACCUGCACAAAAUGAACUUUUAGAAGAAUUAAUUAAGUUAGACGCACAACGUGGAACGUCAUCUUGUGAUAGCAGCCCGGUAGAAAAUCAACUAGACGGUAUCGAGUAUCAAACCGACUGUCUCGUUAGUCACGUACUCAGACCCAUAGUGAUAGACGGCAGUAAUUUGGCCAUGAGCCAUGGAAACAAGGAAAUCUUCUCCUGUCGCGGUAUUAAAAUAUGCGUGGAUUGGUUUAAAACGAGAGGACAUAAGGAUAUAACGGUCUUCGUACCGAAAUGGAGAAAGGAAGCUCCCAGACCCGACAAUCCCAUUCGUGACCAAGAGAUCUUGGCCGAACUAGAAAAAGAUAGGGUGCUUGUCUUUACACCGUCCCGAUUAGUCGGCGGAAAACGCAUGGUGUGUUACGACGACAGGUACAUACUCAAACUCGCUUCGGACGUCGACGGCAUUGUCGUUAGUAAUGAUAAUUAUCGCGACUUGGCCCAAGAAAACAAUGAAUAUCGCAAAGUGGUGGAGGAACGCAUUUUGAUGUACUCAUUUGUGAACGAUCGCUUCAUGCCGCCCGAUGAUCCUUUGGGACGAUCAGGCCCCACGCUUGACAAUUUCCUAAGGUGCCAACCGAGAAAGGGCGAUCCGCCCCCUCCAUGUCCGUACGCAAAGAAGUGCACUUACGGUAAUAAGUGCAAAUAUCACCAUCCGGAACGAGGACCUCUCCCUCACAAGAGUGUAACAGAAAGACUAUCCGAAUAUGCACAACGCCAUCUACAGGCGCGCGAGGGCGAAAUUCGCAAGACGCCGCUCGGCAGAACGCGCUCCAACGUCCCGCCACCCAAAGAAGUUCAGCACACGGUCGUCGCGAAAAGCCGUAGCGUGGAUAACGUCGGCGCCACUUACCCUCCCAUCCCACCUCCCGCCGAAAACCUACACAAGAAGCUCCAACGCCAGCUCACCCUAAACCCGUCGAACGACCCGCGCCUCGUCCGCAUGCGAUUCGUAUCACCGAUUCAGCCACAAAUCCAACAGUCUUUCCUUACACCCAACCAUCCCAAUUGGGAGCUGCACCAGCACGUGCAACGCAUAGCUUCCGCCCCCGACUCAUAUCGGCCGUGGCCUCCCAAUACUCACGUACAGCAUCGACAGAUGCAACGUAUCUCGAGCUGCUCCGAUCCACAGCUAAACGUUUACCCGGCUCACUGGCCGCAGAGCGCCUCCGUCCAAGAGGACGCCAGACGCAAACUGCACUACCACUUGUCGGCGAUUUUUCCCGAGGAGCAGGUAACGCAAGCCAUGCAGCUAUAUCCGGACGAAACGAAUCCCCAAAAAAUAUGUGCCGCUAUUUUAGCUAUGUUUCCAGCUAAGUAGGUUGCUUUUAAUUUAAGUGUUAUAUAAUCUCUGUUGUUUUUUAUUGUUACUAAUUGUUGCUUAUGUGUAUCGCUUUUUCAUAUGUAUAGUUUAGUGGAGUGUUUGUGUCUACGAUUUCGAUGGGAAUCUUCCAUUUACUUAAAUAGAUUUUAAGUAUCUCCAUCAGAGGAUUUUCCAAGCGAAUGAAUAGGUAAUUUAGCGACUAAAACUUCAUAUUGAAGAAGGAACUGCUACUUACUAUUAAGGAUUUGGUGGUUUUUAUAUGAUGAACGUCCCUUUUGUCAUUAUAAGUUGAUACUGUGUAUCGCUAGUAAAAAUUGUUGUAAUUUUGUCAUUUUAAUCUGUAAACGACAUCGUUAAUUUCAUUAUGACCAUUACGUUUUAGUCACAAAUCGUAGUGUGCCAAAUUUUUAUGUCCGUAUCUCAUUAAUCACCCCAUAUGAGACUGCUUGUAAAAUGUGUUGUCUUAUAUUUGUACACUUUAUUCAGUGUUUUAGUAAAAUUGCAUAUUGCAUUUGUAGAAAGGAAUUAUUUAACAAAGUUUUAAGGAAGAGAAUCUCCUACUCAUAUAAUAUUUAAGAACGACUAUAAUAAUGAACAUAGUAAAAAUGCUAAAAACUGUUUUAUUUUCUUUUCCUUCAUUUAUUCGUUGUACUUACAUCAAUUGAGAAUGGUGUCAAUGCGGGCUGCUGCCUGCCACAUGUGCAUUAAAAUCUGUAAAAGUGUAAUUAAAAGGUUUUAUUAAGAAA